Seriola aureovittata is the source of this 7551-nucleotide messenger RNA. Its product is annotated as nucleotidyltransferase MB21D2. The transcript is spliced from 2 exons. The record is from RefSeq and is a predicted model, not a curated record. Bases 265 to 1779 code for a protein of 504 amino acids. Lineage: Eukaryota; Metazoa; Chordata; Actinopteri; Carangiformes; Carangidae.
UUUUGACUUCCAGAUGAAUCUUCAUGAAAAUUUGCUCAAUCUGUUUAUUUGUUUUGCAUGUGCAGCUCAUCUGCUGUCCAGUACAACCUGCCUCCUGAACGAACUAGCACUUUACUUUGAAGGUUGUGAGCAGCGGAAGUGGAGCCGUUGUUUCCGGUGGUUGUGUUUGCUGUGGUCUGGUUCGGCUCGGUUCAGCUCGGCUCGGUACAGACCAGCAGCUGUAGGACCAGCAGAAGUAAACCUGUGUGUGACCGCGGAGGAAAGAUGGCGGCCCCUGCUCUCUCCGGUCGGACUGGCUCGGCGGGCAGCCUCGGGAACAGCCCCACAAUGGCCGCCGGCAGGCCGCCGCACGGCGGCGGCGGCGUCGGGCCCGAGCUCGACUUCAGGUCGGCGGCCCGCAUGGAGGACCUGAACCGGCUCAUCCAAGAGUUCAGCAAGCACGACCAGCGGGAGUACGACGACCAGCGGGCACUGGAGAUCCACACGGCCAAGGACUUCAUCUUCUCCAUGCUGGGAAUGGUCCAGAAGUUGGACCAAAAGCUCCCGGUGGCCAAUGAGUACCUCCUGCUCUCGGGAGGCGUUCGGGAAGGUGUGGUGGACAUGGACCUGGACGAGCUGAGCGUCUACGCCCGUGGCACAGACUACGACAUGGACUUCACUCUGCUGGUCCCAGCGCUCAAACUCCAUGACCGCAACCAGCCGGUGACCCUGGACAUGAGGCACUCAGCCCUGGGCCACUCCUGGCUCAGCCUGCGCCUCUUUGAUGAAGGAACUAUCAACAAGUGGAAGGACUGCUGCACCAUCGUCGACCACAUCAGCGGGACCACCAACUACUUCUUCUCCCCGACGCUGGUGGCCGACUGGUUCUACCAGUCCAUCUCCCUAGUGCUGCUGGAGGUGCAGAAGAAGCCACAGAGAGGGAUGCCCAGAGUGGAGAAGGUGGAGAGGAACGGCACCAUCAUCUCCGUCAUCCUGGGUGUUGGGAGCAGCCGGAUGCUCUACGACAUCGUCCCCGUGGUGUCGUUUAAAGGCUGGCCAGCUGUUGCUCAGAGCUGGCUGAUGGAGAACCACUUCUGGGAUGGGAAGAUCACUGAGGAGGAGGUGAUCAGCGGCUUCUACCUUGUCCCUGCCUGCUCCUACAAAGGCCGCAAGGAGAAUGAGUGGCGGCUGUCGUUCGCCCGCAGUGAGGUGCAGCUAAAGAAGUGCAUCUCGUCCAGCCUGAUGCAGGCCUACCAGGCCUGUAAAGCCAUCAUUAUAAAGCUGCUCUCCCGCCCCAAAGCCAUCAGCCCCUACCACCUCCGCAGCAUCAUGCUGUGGGCGUGUGACCGCCUCCCUGCCAACUACCUGGCACAGGACGACUUCUCCGCCCACUUCCUGCUCGGCCUGAUCGACGACCUGCAGCACUGCCUCGUCAACAAGAUGUGUCCCAAUUACUUUAUUCCCCAGUGCAACAUGCUGGAGCACCUGUCGGACGAGACGGCCAUGCUGCACGCCCGCAAACUGUCCUCGGUGCGCUCCGACCCGGCCGAGCACCUCCGCACCACCAUCGAACAUGCCAAGGCCGCCAACAGGCUGACGGUGGAACUGCAGUGGCGAGGAAGCUCCAACAACCUGCCAUCACCGCAGUCUGACGCUGGAGGCGAGAACCAGCCGGACGAUCGGCUGGCCAAGAAGCUCCAGCAGCUCGUCACCGAGAAUCCUGGGAAAUCCAUUUCAGUCUUCAUCAACCCGGAUGACGUGACGCGACCACACUUCCGCAUCGACGACAAAUUCUUCUGAAACUGAGAAACGUUCUGCCAGACCUCCUCCUCUUCUCUCUCUCUCUGCCUUCCUCCUCCUCACCCGGUGCCCCGCCUCCUCUGAAACUUUAUUUUUUACAUUUUUUAUGUUUUUCUGCCACAGAGUGAAGUGAGGUGAUUGUCUAGUUGUGUCUGCCACAGUUUUUUAUUUUUAUUUUUCUAUUCCCUCUCCCUUCUUCCCUCCUCUUUCACUGUGUGCCCUGUGUUUUUUUACCUGCUGAAUGCCUUUUAAAUAAACAGCUGAAUAGCAGCAGGUUGUUUUUAAAACUGAAGGAUGAGGUGAAAUCCACCUUCAGAUGGAAUUCAUCUUCCUGUCCGACGGUAGUUUAAUGUGAUUAUCAGGGAUUCUGGAAAUGAGACCAAACCACCACCUCCUGAAAACAUCACAGCAGCCUCAGUAACCUGUAGUAACCAUGUAACAUGAAGGUAAUAUUUCCACCUUAAAAUAUGAUGCAAUCACUGGCCAGUCAUUACCACUGAAAGAAUAAAAGCUCAUUAAUACACCUUUAUUUAUUAAAGCAGUUAAACAGUAACUGAUGCACAGCUUUGCAACAAUUACACUAAAUAUUCUGUAACAAAGAAAGAGCAAAGAUGUUACAAACGUUUGAUCUCAGAACAUUGAUCAGUGAUCAAUCUGAUCAUUUAUCUUAUUUAUUUACUUUAUUUUUCUGUUUUCUUCUCAGGAAUUAUGACUUUUAUUGUAAUUAAGUCUAAUAGAAUAAUUAAGCUGAGGUAUUAUCUCUUAUACAUGCUCAGUAUUCUUCUCCUCUCUUCUCCAUUCUUCUUCUUUAUUAUAAUCAUGACUUUUAUAUAUAAAGUUUCUCAUAAUAAUUCAGUAUGUCACCCAGUUAGAAACAUUUCCUCAUAAUUAAAGGUGAACAUCUCAGAUAUGUAUAUAUAUACAUAUAUCAUAAUUGUAACCUUGAUACUAAGUUAUAACGAUGAUGUGAUAUCUGAAUUUUUCUCAUAAUAAUUUGGUUAUGAGUCAAUGACAGAUGCUAAUUUCUCAUGAUUAAAUUGCAAGAUUUAAUAUGUGAAUAAAAAUGAUGAGAUACUGUCGUAUAAUUAUAAGAAAAUAAUAAGAGAGCAACAGCAAGCUAAGAUGGAGGAUUUUUGUUUUUGCCUCUGAUUGUUAAAACACUGAACCUGCAGCAGCAUCAAGGCUGUUCUAUAUGAGAUUGUACACACAUUCAGGAGGUGGGGAUGCCAAACCGCACGUGGUGUCUCAGAGCCAGGAGUGAAGAUGAUGAGUUGUGUUUGAAGGUGGAUUUUGUCCCUCUGAAGAAUGUCUUAGUCCUGCUGGGGGACAAUGGUACUAAUGUCUUAGAGACUAACUGUAAAUAGAAGAAAGCUGACUGAACACUGAUGUGUAGACAGAAGUGAAAUAGAGACUGAUGACUCAUGAUGAUGAUGUGUGGACAACUCUUCGUCUAACUUUGCACAGAAUGUAAAAAAAAACCCACUUUUUUUUGUUCGUCCUGACUCUGAAAUGUUGUAUCAUAUCAUCAGACAGUGACACUUUACUGCUGUAAAGCUGCAGUAGCUGUCGUACUGAGCAUUUUAAAUGUGCGUUAACCAGUGAAAAAGCAGGAAGUACACAGUGAUACUGCAGUAACACUUCAUCAGUCUGUUUUUAAUGUGCUGACCACAGAGCGCUUUUGAAUGUGAAUGUGAACAGAAGGUAAAGUGCCCAUGUGGUGUUUGGGGACAGCUAUGAAAAUCAGAUUUCAAUUGACCUAGAGACACACACAGACUUUUUUCUGCUGCUCACUCGCAGAACUUCUCAUAAGGUUCAGAAAACUGGUGAUGUGAAUGUUAGUUUCAGACUAACCAGGAGAGGUGACGUGGUGAAAAAACUUGCUCCAAACAAGACUCUGUUGUCCAACAUGUGGAGGUUGAUAAAAGAUUCAGUUUUCUGCAGAUGAUCUCUGUCCUGAGGGAAAGAGCUUGACUGUUCUCUGUGAUACAACUUUAUCAAGAGGCAAACAAGAAAACAAGGUGUUGAAACAGAUCACUCAGGUGCUGAUCUAUGUUGUGCAGCAGUAUUGUGGUAACAGGAUAAAAUCGUUCGUUAUCACAUCACCUCUGCUAAUGUCAUAUUAUGGACUUUAAGUGGUGACGGUUGAUGGGACAGCUACCGCAUGAUGCAAUGAUGUAGAUUCUAUGUCGACACUUCUUACUGAUGCAGUUUAACUGUCUACUACGAGAGAAAGACUAGUUUGCCCUGUGAUACGUUACAGAGUUAGCAGGUAAUUAUAAAUUCUUGUCUUAUUUAACACUUUCAUUUCAUUUAUAUUCAAUCAUACCAUUAGUAUUUUAUGCAUUAUGAGUAUAUUUGUUAAAGAUACUGAUAAUUUGACAGAUUUUCCCAAUUUAUUCAUAGACAUGUCAGUCAUUGCCAGCAGCACUCAAGAUGCUGAGAGGUGAGAGCCAGGCUCAUGUUCCAGUAGGCAAACUGUUGUUAACCUCCAUCCUCCCUCUCCAGCCCAUCACCUCACUGUGCUGUGUGUUGAUGUCUCUGUCCGUGGUGCUGAAGUAACUUAUUUAUACAAACUCCUCAUCUGAUUUGAAAUUGUCUGUAAAGCGAAUAUCAAGAGCUCUCAGGACAUUUAAAGAGACAUUGUAGCAAUGUUCAGAUCGACCUUGGUUAACUGAAGAAGUGAAGUAGCCGUUACCAUUAGCUAUUACCACGGCAUCACGUUGGAAUGUAUACGGGCACCGUAGCCGUCACUUCACCUGUUGCUAUUAGUGAGUGAGGCGUUUUGUUAGACAGUCUUCUGCAGAAUGAAUUGAUCAUAAGAUUCCUGUAGUAAGGGAGCACUAGAAAAAAAGUGGUUCAUACAACUUUGUGUCCGACCGUGUAGGAAAUCAGAUGAGUUCAGAAGCCUUCAUACAGAGGCGACAAGAUGUUGUUUUUAAAAAAGGGGGAUAAUGGCAAAUAUUUUCAUACAUUGUCUCCAAAAAGACCUUGAUAUUAUAGCGCUGGGUUGUUCACAGAAAUAACACAGAGGUUUACAAAGCUCUGGCGGAGUCUACCUGACCCUCAACACGGUCUGAGUCCACCUCCAGAGACUCCCAACCUACCUGCACAUUUUAGAUUAUAAGUAGCAUAAUGUGGACAACACAGCUGCCUGCACCAAGGGCAUAUACUAAACUCUUGCCUAUUUUAGGCUCCACUGUUGGUCAGUGUAACAGGCAGGGAAAUUCAGAGCAACAGCUAAAACACUGAUCACUUCAGGAGAUGUUGUAAAGGACAUUUAAUGAGGGAACACUUAAAGUAAUGGUCAAAGGCUUCCUAAACAAUGUAUGGACAAAAUGGCUUAGAAAAUGAACGAGCCUGUUGUCCACCAGCCUCAGUCAGAGCUGGGGAUGUGAAUUCGCAACAAUUUAUGUUUCUCUGUAGUAAACUUCAAAUCCAACCUGUCAGUGAACACAUCUAACAGCAUCACUGUGUCUUCUUCAGCCUGUCUCCUCCACUGUUUAACACUCAGGUGAAUCUGCUGCAGUGUGAACAUGGUCUGUAGAGUGUCACUGACUCUCUCUUUAGACAUGAUAUCACAGGCAACUCUCUCCACUGACUCCUCUCACUCUCCUCCAUGUUCUUUGUUCUGAUCAGAAAUGAUCGCACAUGUCAAUAUGCUUCGCUGUUUAUGUUUGACCUGCUGUUUUUGUUUAACCUGAUGUUUUGUUGUCAGCUGCUUUUCUGUGUUUUGAUGUGAUGAAGAUUCAACUCAACUCAACCAGCUCAGGACGUGAAUCAUAGAGGGACAUGUGGUCUGAUGGAGAAGUUUCAGAAAACAUGAUUCCAGCCUUAUUCUAAAGGUCUGAAGCUCAGGGUGGAAUGUCCCAACAGUCACACCAUAUUUUUCAGGUCUCAAGAUUCUUCAUAGGAAUAACACUGAUAGUUAAACUAAAGCCCAACCAGCUCAGAGUGGGUUGACCAUAUCUGCAGCAUUUAUGUCUGUUGUGAAGGUCCACGCUGGUAGCCUGCCAUCAUAUCCUCCUCCUGGCUGCAUCUCACUGACUCCAUGAUCUCUCCAACAAUCCAGUGUCCCUGUUCAACGCCACGUUCACUCUAAAGCAACACAGUUUAGAGCGCUGGCCUCAAAAGAGCUUGCAGCAAAAUUCAGUGUCAGAAUUUUAAGACGAGAUCUCCCAGUGGGACUUCUUCUUCUGCUAGUUUAGUUUCAGCAGUAUUUCUAACAACAUUAGGUCUAAAACUAGGAUAUGGCUGGACUGUUAGCAGUAUCAGCUGGUUUCAGAGAAAGUUAGAAGCAGUACUGACGACUCAUCUACAGACAUAGCUAAGAUUUGUUGCUUGGUACUGUUUUGAAAAAAAGUUGCUAAAGGGUUUGAAAAGCCAGUAUAUCUAGUGACGGGCCAAGUUUUCAACACUACUUAAUUGCACCAAAUCAUUUUGAAAGAGCAGUCACAGAUGGAUAAACUCCAACACUCAGCUGGCCGACCAAUGAGGUGUAACUCCAUCAUUCACUCAGUCAGUCUGUCUUUGACAUUUAUACUGCUGUUGUCGUCCAUCCAAAAAGCUGCAAUACGAUACUUGGCAAACAAACAUCUGCUGUUGUGCACUCAUGACUAAGCAUCAUGGGAGUUGUAGCUGGUCCUGAGCUGGUCGUGUUGAAGGCGAGUCAGUCCCAGUUUUUGUUGUUUUUGUCGACUGUCCCAAGCAUUUCCAGAAAAAUGCCAAAUAACCUAGAGACAUCUGACUGGCAAUGUAAUCUCCAUAUCCACAUCCUCAAGUGCAAUUAGUGAAAACACACACAUAAAGUACACACAGACACACAGACUCGUAAAUAUAUGUGUGUAUAUAUAUAUAUAUAUAUAUAUAUAUAUAUAUAUAUAUAUAUAUAUAUAUCAUGUAUGUAUAUGUUUAUAUAUAUAUAUAUAUAUAACAUGUAGCAUUAAGACUAAAAGACACUGAAAGAAGUUGAAACUGGUUUUAACAAAGAUGCAAACAGACCACAGGACACUAACCCUCCACAAACCAACACACACACACACACAAACUCACACUCACUCAGAGGUUUCUCACACCAUCAAAGUGCCACACACUCUCCUGCUCGGUGGAAAUGUGAUCAGUGUGUUGUUCUUCUGGGCUUCAUGACCUUUGACCUUACUCCUCUCUCUGUUCAGAACCUUUGGACUGUGAGUUUUGAGUUUCUCUGUAUCUUGCUGCUCUGCUUUAUUCUGAUGUUGGAUUUCUUUAUGCAACGUUGACAUGGAUGGUUUCCCUUCAGAUGGCAGCUCCUCCCCCGUCUGUGAAGGUUCUUCACUAUAAUUCACUGUAUAGUAGAGUCAUCAUAAAGUCUUUUAACCAGAAGCUCUCGCAGUCUGUGCUCAGUGACUUCUCUCCAUGUAAACUCUAUCAUUUCAUCUGUUCGUUAAUAACUCUGGACCUUUACUCAAACAGGAACUUUAAGUCUUUCCUGUUGGUUGUUGUUUUCACACACAGUAUAUCUGUGGUACAGCGGUGACAGAGGUGAAUCUGAUGCGAUGGUAAGCAGUCUCAUUAUCCUGCGGGAUCUGCUGUGAAGGCAGCACAUGUUGAAUAACAGAGGCCCCAGAAACCAGCCCUGUGGAACACCACUCAGACUUGUGAUUGUCAACAGCAAAGAGUCCCUGAUAAGCUAAAAUGAACACACAAACAUUCCACAUUUACGAGUAGGUUGAGAAGAUGGUAAUUUUAUAUCUUGUACACAGUAGCUAAUAAAAAGUAAAGUUAUUAAGUCAUUAA